Molecule: messenger RNA, 1875 nt
Organism: Exophiala bonariae
Lineage: Eukaryota; Fungi; Ascomycota; Eurotiomycetes; Chaetothyriales; Herpotrichiellaceae
Exons: 3
Coding region: 1-1875 (624 amino acids)
Molecular function (GO): NADPH binding; ferrous iron binding; oxidoreductase activity, acting on NAD(P)H
Source: RefSeq, a predicted model, not a curated record
AUGCAAUCUAACAAGCUAUCGCGCAACUUUGCGCCAGUCCUAUUGUUUUCCCAUGGUACUACGAUGCUCACGGGUGAGGAGUCCCAUGUACGUGACUACUGGAGAUACCACGGAGACAAAGCUCUCAAAUAUCCUGUCAAAGGGAUUAUCAUGAUGGGAGCUCAUUGGGAGGUUGGCGGACGGAGAGUACAUGUGGCUGCCAAUCCAGACCCUAAGCCAGAGCGGAUUGGUAUGGUCAAAUCAGCAACAUGGAUUCAUCAUGUUGCGAACCCAGACAUACCAACGGCGCAUAGAUGCGUUGAGUUGCUCAGGGAUGCAGGUUUUGACGCGAUUGCCGACACGCAAUUCAACUGGCUGAUCGACACCUUUCCCAUGCUGAUAAGAAUGUUUCCAGGGGGAAUGCCUCCAGUUACGAUCAUCUCCUUGAAUUCCUUCUUCGAGCCACACUUCCAUCUCGAGAUCGGACGAGUCCUAAGGCCCUUACGACAAGAGGGGUACUUAUUCAUAGGGUCUGGUGGAGGUGUGCACAACUUGUACCGCACGGACUGGAAGUACAACGCGAUCUACAGAGACAAUUUCGCCCAGGAAAAACCACCAGAUGCAACCCACCUAGAAUUCAGACAAGCUCUAGAGGAUGUCAUUUGCAAAAACGGCGGCGGCCCAGAGCUAAAGCGUGGAGUUAUCCGCCUCAUGAAGCAUCCGAACUACCGCGAUGCUCACGGCACCGAUGAUCACUACAUGCCCACCUGCUUCGUGGCAGGACUGGUUGGUGAGGAAGAAGAUCGUGGCGAGAAAGCUGUUUUGGGGGCAGAAGUGUGGGAAUUGUACGGACACCCGCCAGAGGUCCUGAAGGCAGAGGAUGGUCCAGAGCCGGACGAGCCAGGUCCUGGCCAGGUGGUUGUAAAAGUCAACAAGAGACCAAUCCACAACGGGGAUCUGCUCGUGGUCUCUGGAGGCCACGAUCCGAUCAAACGUGAACUUCCGACGAACGGGUACACCCCUGGUUGCGAAGGUGUGGGCAUCAUCAGAGCUCUCGGGCAGGGAGUUGAAGAUGAAUUUGGGCUCCACAUUGGAGAUAGAGUGUCAUUCUUUUCCUUAGGAAGCUGGCAGGAACUGGCCUUGGUCGAGGCAGAGUACGUGACAGUGGUGCCACACGAUCUAGAGGAUGAGGUUGCGGCUCAACUCUUCAUCAACCCUGUCGCGGCCAUGAUGCUCGCACGCCUCGUGGAAGAAAUCGCAGCGCAUCCACAAGCUGGGGUCUUGAAAAUAGCUGCAGUCAAACACGUCGUGGAAGAUUUGACCGCAUCAAAAAUGGAAGCUGGUGUUGUCCUUUUGACGGUGGCCGGAUCAACCGUGGCGAGAUUGGCGGCUGCAACCCUCAAGGCAAAAGGUUUCACUCCCAUUGGUCUCGUUCGAUCGGCAACAUCGGCAAAAGCGUUAGAGAAAGCGACAGGUAUUGAUAUGAUCGGGUUCGAUGGCGAAAAUUGGCAACAGGAAGUCCGCAAAGCUGCGGCUGGGCGUAGAAUAUUUGCAGCCAUGGAUGCCGUUGGGGGGAAAAUCGGAGCGGAAGUGUUAAGCCUUUUGUCACCAGCGGGUACUCUUAUUAGCUAUGGAUCAUUGACAGGCGAGCCGAUUCCUGUCGACCAUGUUCAUCUUUGCAUGACGGCGAAAAGGAUUUGUGGCAUUGGAAUGGUGCAUUGGACGCAGUUGUCAUACGAGACGCGUGCUGCUGACAUGGUGAAGCUGGUACAAAUGGUCAAGGAGAAUCGCCUGUUUUUCAAAGUCGCUGGGGAGUUCCACUUAUCAGAUAUCUCCGAAGCUAUACACCUUUUUCGAAAGCCUGGACGUGAUGGUACGGUCCUACUCAUAAACUAG